This is a messenger RNA of Coregonus clupeaformis (lake whitefish), 453 nucleotides long. RefSeq names its product protein yippee-like 1. The transcript has 4 exons. The coding region runs from base 94 to 453 and encodes 119 amino acids. Lineage: Eukaryota; Metazoa; Chordata; Actinopteri; Salmoniformes; Salmonidae. The record is from RefSeq and is a predicted model, not a curated record.
UGCAUCUUUCAGUGCUUCUUCUGUCAGCAAGUUCAGCAGAGCUGCUCCUCGUCCGCCGCAGCCAAUCACAGCCCAGAGCCCCACCCAUGUGACAUGGUGAAGAUGACCAAGUCGAAGACGUUCCAGGCCUACCUGCCCUCCUGCCAUCGCACCUACAGCUGCAUACACUGUCGGGCGCACCUGGCCAACCACGAUGAACUCAUCUCUAAGUCAUUCCAAGGCAGCCAGGGCAGAGCCUACCUCUUUAACUCUGUUGUGAAUGUGGGCUGUGGACCGGCCGAGGAGCGGGUUCUCCUGACAGGUUUACAUGCUGUCGCUGACAUCUACUGUGAAAACUGUAAAACCACUCUGGGCUGGAAAUACGAGCAUGCGUUUGAGAGCAGUCAGAAGUACAAGGAGGGGAAGUUCAUCAUUGAGCUGGCUCAUAUGAUCAAGGACAAUGGCUGGGAGUGA